Messenger RNA from Danaus plexippus (monarch butterfly), 957 nucleotides. RefSeq names its product putative lipoyltransferase 2, mitochondrial (gene Lipt2). Lineage: Eukaryota; Metazoa; Arthropoda; Insecta; Lepidoptera; Nymphalidae. The transcript is spliced from 3 exons. Gene Ontology annotation, biological process: protein lipoylation. Gene Ontology annotation, molecular function: lipoyl(octanoyl) transferase activity. Gene Ontology annotation, cellular component: mitochondrion. Bases 161 to 877 code for a protein of 238 amino acids. The record is from RefSeq and is a predicted model, not a curated record.
UGUCAAAAAAAUGUCUUCAUGACACAUUCACUGUUUUGUUUUAUUUAAUUUAAAUAAUUACAAAAAUAAUAAAAAAAGUCACAUAUACCUAUGUUUUAAUUAUUUCCUGUAAAUUAAUCAAAUAUUUAAGUUUUUGUUAUAACGUUUUAAUUACCUAAAUAUGGUAAAAGUGUGGAAAUUGGGCCUUAUGAAUUAUGAUACAGCUUUAAAUAUCCAAUUAGCGAUAGCAAGAAAGCAUUUAGAUGCAAUGAUGAAAGGAACUACUACAAACUAUGACACUCUACUGCUCGUGGAACACAAACCGGUUUAUACUGUGGGUAUUAGGGAUGACACACCAAGUGAUGAAAUCUUCAGACUAAAAAACCUUGGAGCAGAGUUCAAGAAAACUAACCGAGGCGGUCUAAUCACUUUUCACAAUCCAGGACAACUUAUAGCAUACCCCAUUAUUAACCUCAAACAUUACAAAACCAGUGUAAAAUGGUAUGUUAAUAGCUUAGAAGAAACUGUUAUAAGGCUGUGUGCAGAAUUAGGUGUAAAAGCAAAACGAUCUCCACAUACAGGAGUGUGGGUUGAAGAAAAUAAAAUAGCUGCAAUUGGAAUUCAUGCAUCUCGAUAUGUCACAACACACGGAAUAUCUAUAAAUUGUGACAAUGAUUUGUCAUGGUUCCAGCACAUUGACCCUUGUGGUAUAGCUGAUAAGGGUGUUACCUCUCUUAGCAAAGAAACUGGUAUUAACUGUACCACAGAGAAAAUAACUCCAAUAUUUCUCCGCAACUUUGAAGAUGUAUUUCAAUGCAAGUCAGAGGAAUUGAGCAAAAGUAUACAACAAGAAAUCCUUAAUGACGUCUGUAGUGAAUUAUUAGUAGAAACAAAUUAAUGUCAUAAGUCUACCUAAAAAAGAAAAUUGUUGAAUAUUUAUACCUUUGUUAUGCAAUGAAAUAAAAAAAUAUAUUUUAA